AUGUAUGUCAUGCUGGACAAGGAGAAGAAAAGUUGGAUUGUGUCUAUAUUAGAAUUGAGGCAUUCUAACCCCUGUUCGGCUAAGAAAGCUAUCCACUAUCGUGAGUACCAGGAGUUGACCAUGCAUGCUAAGUCCAUCAUUACGGAUAACGACGAGGCUGGAAUAAGACCCAACAAGACGCAUGGUCUACCGUUUGCAUCCUUUGUCGGUGUAAACCACCAUGGGAAGUCUACUCUUCUUGGUUGUGCUUUACUUGGGAGCGAGGACAUCCCUAGUUUUGAGUGGGAAGGUCUUACUGGAUACUGUCCACCGACGAUGCAUCUGGCACAUAAUGAAGAAGUCAUAAUUCAAGCUCGGAGGACCACUAUGCGAAUCGACGGAAGUGGGUUCCAAUAUUCUUCAAGAGUGAAUUUUGGGCCGUGCAAGAAGUUUGGAUCCACUGGUUUAUUGUGUUGCCACACCCUUCCUGUGUGGUCAUACUACAAAGUUGACAUAGUACCGAGCUGCUAUGUGCUUCCUCGAUGGAGUAAGAACGUCAUCCGCAAGCACACCUACGUCAAGAGUAGCCAUGAUGUGGCUCAGACCAAUGAAAGUCACAACCUGUUCAGGGAUUUGUGUUCAGAGUUCUACAACAUUGCCCAGGAGUUUAUUGGUUGUGAUGAAGAAGUAGCCAUCUUGCAAUCUGCCAUUUGGGAUGCAAAGUCCAAGUUGAAUGAUUACUGUGCCAGCAUGCGUUCCACUACUUUAGCUGCGACUCAGAAUACAAUGGCCACACAGGGCACGAGCGAUGCUAUUGAACAUGACAUACAGGGACCCUUAAGAGUUAAAACUAAAGGACGGCUGAAGACUAAGAGACUUGGAGCAGAGUUGGACAAGUUAAUUAAGAAAGCGAUGCAAAAAAAGAAGAGGAAAUCGCAUCUGGAUGUUGUUGACCUUCAGACAGAUAAUGAGCAUCAUGGUCUUGUGAAUGAAAUAUUUAAGGAUUCUACUACUUGA
This is a messenger RNA of Arachis duranensis, 996 nucleotides long. RefSeq lists its product as uncharacterized. The transcript has 6 exons. The record is from RefSeq and is a predicted model, not a curated record. The coding region runs from base 1 to 996 and encodes 331 amino acids. NCBI's taxonomy places the organism in Eukaryota, Viridiplantae, Streptophyta, Magnoliopsida, Fabales, Fabaceae.